GCAAAAAGGAAGCUCAGUUGUUGUUGAUGAGUUAAACAAGCGACAAUGUUUUUAAUAUUCGUAACAGUUAUUUUGGUACUGAUAAUUUUUUUGAUUAGGUACAAUUUGGGUUACUGGAAAAGAAAAGGUGUUCCUGGACCAAAACCAUGGCCUAUUAUCGGAAACAUCGGAUCGAAUUUAAUCGGGAAAAUGACGAUGGGGGAGGCGAUUGGAGAAAUUUACAGAAAAUAUGAAGGCUACCCAUUUGCAGGCCUGUUCAGAGCAACCAAACCAGUUCUCCUAUUGAGAGAUCCUGACUUGGUUCAUCGUGUAUUGGUGAAAGAUUUCAAAUCAUUUUCUAACAAUGAAAUGGUACUGGAUAAAAAUACCGACCCAAUAUUUGGACGAAAUCCGUUUAUUUUGAGAGGCCAAGAAUGGAAAGAUACUCGGUCGAUGCUUACGCCUGGUAUGACUAGUGGAAAAAUGAAAAAUAUUUAUCCAAUUUUAAAAGACAUCAGCAAAAACAUGGUUAAAUUCAUCGAAAACCAUCCUACAGCUACUACAGAAGGAAUUGAAACCAGGGCUCUAACCAAAAGAUUGACCUUGGACAAUGUCGCAAAAGCAGCUUUCGGAAUCGAUGGUAAAGCUUUUGAAAAAUACGACGACAUAUCGGAAUUUAACAAACUGGCCGAUCAGUUUUUCACUCCAGGAACUUGGUCCUCGUUUAUGCUGUUUUUGGGGCAAAUCUUUCCUGUUUUACUCAAAUAUAGACUUUUCAAAUUCGUGAGAGCAGAGGUUGAGCAGAAAUUAGCCGAAAUAGUUACCGAUGUUGUCAGAUAUCGCGAAAAAAACAAUAUUCAAGCGAAUGAUUAUCUUCAGUUCAUAAUGGAGCUGGCAAAGGAACGAAAUUUAGCUAAUAUUGAAAUCACCAGUCACGCUUCUACGUUAUUUAUCGACGGCUACGAAACCUCAUCAUUGGUACUAACCCAUUUGCUUCUGAGUCUUGCACAGAAUCCAGAAUAUCAAGAAAAAAUCAGGAAUGAUAUUAGGAAAUAUGAACAAGAGCAUAAUGGAGAGCUAACGUAUGAAGAUGUUCAUGAAAUGCCUUGGUUAAAUGCUUGUCUUUAUGAAUCUUUAAGGCUCAGACCAGUAGUAGACUUUCUUACCAAAGAAUGUACCGAACCGUUCGAAUACACUCCAACUAAUCCAGGUUUCAAGGAAAUUACAGUGAAACUUAGCCCUGGAGAUAUUGUGCUAACCCCAAUUGCGUAUUUUUCUAAGGACAAGAAAUAUUUCGAAAAUCCUGACAAGUUUAUGCCGGAACGGAUGUUGUCGAAGGAAUCGAUGGAUAAAUCGAUAUUUUUUCCUUUUGGUGAUGGUCCUAGAGGAUGUAUAGGUCAGCGACUAGGAAGAAUGAUGAUAAAACUGGCAGCUGCUUUCAUUUUGAAAAACUUCGAAUUGUCCGUCAGUCCCAAAUUGCAGGAGCCCAUCACCUACCUACCCUACCAUUUCAUGAACGAAAUUAAAGGAGGAACUUGGAUAAAAUAUAAAAAAAUUUGCAGUUAAACAACAAAAGUUACGAUGUGAGAAAUAUAAUAAUAUAAAAUGAAACAAAUAAAUUUAAUCCCAACAUUGCGUAGAUGGAA
Molecule: messenger RNA, 1625 nt
Organism: Ceutorhynchus assimilis (cabbage seed weevil)
Lineage: Eukaryota; Metazoa; Arthropoda; Insecta; Coleoptera; Curculionidae
Source: the annotation of a GenBank genome assembly